This is a messenger RNA of Engraulis encrasicolus (European anchovy), 683 nucleotides long. RefSeq lists its product as uncharacterized. The transcript is spliced from 2 exons. NCBI's taxonomy places the organism in Eukaryota, Metazoa, Chordata, Actinopteri, Clupeiformes, Engraulidae. The record is from RefSeq and is a predicted model, not a curated record. The coding region runs from base 66 to 683 and encodes 205 amino acids.
GGCUGGAGUCUGUCUGUGAUGCUACUCAGGAUGCUGUGUGUUAUGGGGCUCUGGGAGGACCUGUGAUGCUGCAGCUGAUGACGAUGACCAAAGGACAUGAUGAACUGAAGCUUUAUAAUGGAGCUGGAAAAAGGGUUUUCACUUUUAAGAACUCCAAGACAGUGUUCCACACGGACUUCAACACUCCGCUGUUCCUUCAGAGGUGGAGCUUUGUAGCCGGUAACGGAACCCUGAUCAUAAACCCUGCAGAGAGGAGCGACUCAGGAACGUACACGGUGGAGAUCUUUAACGAGGCUACAGGGGCAUCCGUGGGGAAACACACCAUACAGAUCAUCGUUGGAGGGCUGGAGUAUGGCCGUGUCUCUGGGGGUCAGCGUGUGUCUGUGCAGCUGGUGCUGAAUGCUGCUGGUUACGAGCUGAAGUUCUACAGCACCACCUAUGGGCAGGAGGGGGUAUUCACCUUCAAGAACAACAUGACGGCCUUCCACAAACGCUUCAACACCCCGCUGUUCCUCCAGAGGUGGACGUUUGUAGCCGGUAACGGGACCCUGAUCAUCAACCCUGCAGAGAGCAGCGACUCAGGAACGUAUACGGUGGAGAUCUACAGGGAGUCCACGGGGAGAAUUGCAGGGAAACAGACGAUAGUGCUGAACAUUGCAGGUACAGUGCAGAUGAUGGCAUAA